This is a messenger RNA of Harmonia axyridis, 1434 nucleotides long. Its product is annotated as probable methyltransferase-like protein 25. The transcript has a single exon. NCBI's taxonomy places the organism in Eukaryota, Metazoa, Arthropoda, Insecta, Coleoptera, Coccinellidae. The record is from RefSeq and is a predicted model, not a curated record. Bases 1 to 1401 code for a protein of 466 amino acids.
AUGAACUCUAUCCAACUAGUACAAUACCAUGUUGAAAAAAUUCUGUUGCAUUUAGAGCCAUUACUUCCUCUGGCCAAUUGCCACAUGGUAGAUUUUUUCACAAAUAAUAUAUUUAAGACUUGCAUAAGUCCUGAAAUUAGAAGUGAAAUUAAUUCAAUGUCUCACACCCAAGUAAUCCAAAAUAUAUUUGCUAAAAACUUCACAAAUCUUCCACUUCUGGGUGAAUAUUUUGAAUCUUGUAAAGCAUGUUCCCUGCUUGAAAAUGGUGAUGUUUGUUUAACACUUGAAAAAUUCUAUGAUAAAUUAGAAUCUUUUGGAUGUAAAGAUAUCAAUGGACUAAAACUGAAUAUUUUCAUGUCGCAGAAGAAGUCGCACGAAGUUGAAAUAUUGAGUUCAAUUGUUGCUUCUUUGAAAGAAAUUGGAGGAGCUAGUCAUAUCAUAGAUGUUGGGGAUGGUAAAGGUUAUUUAAGUUCCAUGCUAGCCUUACAUCAUAAAAUACCUGUAUUGGGAAUAGAUGCCUCUCCAAACAACUCAAAAGCUGCAGUAGAAAGAGUCCAGAAAUUAGAAAAAAUAUGGCAUAGUGUCUAUGAUAAUCCCAAGAAGUCUGUUCCUAAAAAAAAUGACCAAAAUUGUACACCUAGUGAUCACCUGUACAAACAAGUAACAAAGUAUGUUGAGCCAGAUAAAAACUUUGUCAAAAAUGCUGCAGAUGUUUUUGAAGAAGAAAUACAGGGAGUAAGUUUGGUAGGACUGCAUACUUGUGGGAAUUUGGCACCUACUUGUUUGAGGAUUUUUAAUGAGGAUCCUUCAAUCAAGACUUUAUCAAAUGUUGGUUGUUGUUAUCAUUUAAUGAAUGAGAAAUUUGAAUCUGAUUGCGGAGAACAUUUGUCUGGUUUCCCCAUGAGUGAUUACUUGAACAAGAAGAAAUUUACUAUAGGUAGAAAUGCAAGAAUGGUGGCCUCACAAUCUGUAAAUAGAAUUUUCAGUAAUAAAGAACUACCAGAUAUGUCAAUAUUUUAUCGAGCUCUACUACAACUAGUUUUAGAGACAAAAUGCAAAGAGUUACCUACUAGAACAGUCGGUAAAACCAGAAAAAAAUUCAACACGAACUUCGUAGAAUAUACAUAUAUGGCUUUGAAAAAAUUAGAAGUGAAUGCUGAUGAUUUGAAUAUAUCUGAUGAUUAUUUGAAGAAUUUAUAUAAUGAAUAUGAAGCCAGAUUAUCAGAAUUGAAUAUAUUUUAUUUGAUUAGAUGUAUGACAUCUCCUGUUACUGAAAGCUUGAUAAUCUUGGAUAGGUUGUUGUUUCUUCUAGAACAGGGGUAUGAUAAUUCAUUUUUGGUGCAGUUAUUUGAUCCAGUAGUUUCCCCUAGGUGUUUUGGAGUUAUAUCGUUAAAGAUUUAAUUUUUUUAUGUAAAUAUAUUUAUUUUGAACUGG